CAUAUGCCUUCUAAUAUUCUAGCAAACCUUCGCUACUAAAUUCCCUUCUUAACCCCUUUUUUUUUUGUACCUUCAUCAUCAUCAUCAUAUAUUUCAUAUCACACCAACCCAUUUUAAUUUGCAUUUGAUCUUCUUCAUAGACAUAUACACACUAUCAUAUUAUUAUUAUUUUCUUCCCCAAAUUUUGGUUGUUUUUGAUGUUAUGAAGUUUGGGAAGAGACUCAAGCAACAAAUUCAGGAGUCGUUGCCGGAGUGGAGGGACAAGUAUUUGUCGUACAAGGAAUUGAAGAAGCUCGUACGGCUCAUAUCGGCGGCGCCGCCAACGUUGUUGAAUGGAUCGUUGGAAUAUGGCAAGACGGAGACUGAGUUUGUGUAUUUGUUGAAUAAUGAAAUAGACAAGUUCAAUGGGUUCUUCAUGGAGAAAGAGGAGGACUUCAUUAUUCGACAUAUGGAAGUACAACAGAGAAUCAAGAGAGUAGUUGACGUGUGGGGACCAAGUGGAAGUCAACCUUCAGAAGAAGAUUAUAGAGAGGAGAUGGCUAAAAUCAGAAAAGCUAUUGUUGAUUUCCACGGUGAAAUGGUUCUCUUAGUCAACUACAGCAACAUCAAUUACACAGGGUUGGCAAAAAUUCUGAAGAAAUACGACAAGAGGACAGGGGGGCUUCUGCGUUUGCCAUUCAUCCAGAAAGUGUUGGAGCAGCCAUUUUUCACAACAGAUUUGAUCUCAAAGCUGGUGAAGGAGUGUGAGAGCAUAAUCGAUGCAGUGUUCCCGGCAGAGGAAGAAGCUGAGAGAGCAAAGGAAGCAAAAGAUGCAAUAACUGUGGCAGGAGAAGGGAUUUUCAGAAACACAGUUGCGGCUUUGCUUACAAUGCAAGAAAUCAGAAAAGGUAGUUCCACAGAGAGCCCUUUCUCUUUGCCACCACUCAACUUGCUAGACUCUGAUCUCAUCCAAUCAAUACAACUCAAUGCUGCUGUUCCCAUUGUCAAGUGAAACUAGAUGAAAAAUACUUAUUCAAACACAUCCAUAGUGUUACAAUGUUACAAUGUACUAGUAAUUAGUGAGUGAUCUCAAUAUAUAUCCUUUUGAUGAAGUAACACCUCAGUUACAUAUAAAAGAGUAGCUAGCAAUUUAGCCAUUUCAAGGUUAUUUUAGUAAUUAUUGGUUAGGGUAUUUAAAUUUCAUUUCAGGGUGAUAUGGUCAACAUACUGGGUUCUUUGUGAAUUAGAAAGGAAAUAAUAAUAAUAUAAAAAACAGUUCUCUUAUGUCCA
This is a messenger RNA of Glycine soja, 1269 nucleotides long. Its product is annotated as SPX domain-containing protein 3-like. The record is from RefSeq and is a predicted model, not a curated record. The coding region runs from base 203 to 991 and encodes 262 amino acids. Gene Ontology annotation, biological process: cellular response to phosphate starvation. The transcript is spliced from 3 exons. Lineage: Eukaryota; Viridiplantae; Streptophyta; Magnoliopsida; Fabales; Fabaceae.